Molecule: messenger RNA, 1480 nt
Organism: Notechis scutatus (mainland tiger snake)
Lineage: Eukaryota; Metazoa; Chordata; Lepidosauria; Squamata; Elapidae
Source: RefSeq, a predicted model, not a curated record
AAAUGCCAGCCAGGACACCCGUCCUGCCAGCUCGAACUCGAUGCAGAGACCCCAGCUAGGCCCCAAUGUCAGCCUGCCUUUGGAGAUGGGCCCAGGGCACCUGGCCGCCAGAGCGCAGCCAGCCCAGCCAGCGGAGCUGGACGUGGUUCCCGGGAGAGAGAGCUUAGCCAGCUACGAGCACCCCCAGGCUGCCCUUCAGGCCGUGAGCACCGCUGGUGCCGAGCACAGCAAGCCCGCGGAGAAGGCCGAGGGCCUCUUUGGCCAGGAGCGGGACCCCCGCUUCAGCGAGAUCUACAGCGGCAUCAGCCCAGACCCGAGGAAGCCCAUUUCGGGCAACUCGGUGCCCGCCAGCCACCCCCUCUUCGCCCCAGGGAACAGCUUCGGGGCUUCCCGCCCGGCUGAGAGCUUCCGCAGCAGCAGCAGCAACAGCAACAGCAGCCUGGCGCCCUCCGUCCUGCCGCCUGGCCGGGCCCAUUCGGCCUCCUCAGCUGGGCCCAUCCUGGCCCAUCUCUCCCGCCACCCCAGCCCCAGUCAGAUCUCCGGAAGCGCCUGGGCUACGGGAUCGCGCCCACCUUUCGCAGCCCAACCAGCGGCUUCCCAGCCGGUGAAGACUCGGCCUCCCUCUUUUGCCAUGGGCAGCUUCCAGGCCAUGCCGUCCUCCUUCAGCCCCAUGCCAAAUCCCGGUUCCGCGGCCUCACCAGCCGGGGCUCCCUACCCAAACCUGGCCGGUCGAAACGCCCCUUUCGCUGCUGGAGAGAGCGGGCAGAAUCCGGCCCCGUUCCAGGCACGGACGGCCGAAGGAGUCGGCGUAUGGCCGCAGUGGCAGAGCUCAGGCGAGUCCCACGUCCAGCAGCAGUCUGCCCAGCCGGAGGUCUUCCCGGAUAUGCUGUCUAUGCUGGGGGAACAAGGAACCAACUACAGCAGUGAAGAAUUUCCUGAACUGAACAUGUUUCCGCCCUUUUCGGAGUAAGCGAGGGAGACGGCCUGCCCUGGAUGUGACUUUAUUCUGUGUAGCAGCGUGGCGAGGGAGGCCUCUUCUUCGCGGCCCCUGACCCUUUGCAAAGAGCCCCCAAGUCUUCCUGUGGAGGGGGGGGCAGUCACGAACACUGGCAGGCUGAGAGGCUGAAUCUCCCCUCCAAAUCUCUGGGGCUGCCCAGGAAGACCCUCCCUCUCUGCCAGCCCACGACGGACGUUACUUGGAUUUUGGAGACCCUCCGAGACGUAUUUGGGCAAGGAAGGAACCGAUGGGAUGGGGUUUUUUUUCCCCCACCCCCUUCAACAUCCAAAGAUGCUUGGGAGGGCGGCCAGUGGGCAAGAGGGGUCCCCCCCCCCCCAGGUCUUUGUUUUUAAUUCUACGACGUAAUCUUUUAUACCUACCUUGUAUUCUCGUUUAUACACGUUGAGGGAGCCGAAUUUUGUCGAGAGGCUCCUGCUUCGUAGGCCGGUUUUGUGACUUGUGAACCGGGGAGAACUCCUCCCC